Molecule: messenger RNA, 1598 nt
Organism: Ceratitis capitata (Mediterranean fruit fly)
Lineage: Eukaryota; Metazoa; Arthropoda; Insecta; Diptera; Tephritidae
Exons: 2
Coding region: 14-1390 (458 amino acids)
Cellular component (GO): membrane
Molecular function (GO): alpha-(1->3)-fucosyltransferase activity
Source: RefSeq, a predicted model, not a curated record
UCUUGGACAUAGCAUGUUCCUGUACGCAACGGUAACAAUGUCGGACGCGAGUUCGGAAUCAGAGAGUUCAGAUUAUGGCGUUGAAAAGUCCAUUUUAGGAAAACGCACAGGUCAAGUUCCACGACGUCAACGUACGAGGAAGAAGAGUCAAAAGAACAAUUUCCAAGGCACGCAUAGACGGCGCAUGUGUAUUAUGUGCCUUGGUGUUUUUCUCUUUCUUAUACUAGUUUGCUUGGCAACAGUACUGGCAAUAAACAAUAGCAACAAUGUAUAUUAUAACAGUGCUUACAACAACAGCAAACAUAUUGAUGAUGAAAGUAGUUCAGGCAUAAACGUACUCGUCCUGAAUUGGCAUACCAAUACAUUGCCACAAAUCUUUUCGAUCUCCUCUAAUUGUACCGUUACAUUUGCCAAGACUUCACAUAAUGUGAGUAUGUUGGAUUAUUAUCGAAAUGAUGUGAUCAUUUUGAAUUCAACAGUGCAAAACAUUUUGGACGACAAAGACCUAUUUCUCACACCAACGUCGAAUCAACUUGUGAUUUUUGCUACAAACAAACCAUUGCAAUAUCAUUUGCAUACAAAAACAAGUGCAACGCAGGCGAAUUGGGUGUUUAGUGCAUUUCACAAAUCUCUUUCAUAUUCCUUAAAAUCUGAUUUCCACUGGUCCACUUAUCGUAUAUUCCGUCAAAAUGAUUAUAAACUUCUGGCGCCCUCAAGGCAGCCGCAAUGGCUGGGAGCGAGAGCGGCGCGAUUUGUGAAUAACGCUACGAGAGAUUUUUGGUACGACAGUGUUCACAAGUCGUCGCCACUGGCGUUGAGCAUAUUGAGCGGACCGUGUCAGGUGGGACGAAACGAGUUGAUCGAUCGCAUUGCGGAGUAUAUAGAGGUGCAUAAAUACGGCGAAUGCGGCGAUUAUGACUGCUUGGAAAACGAUUGCCUACUCAUGCCACAGAGUCGUGGUAAUCGGACUUACAAAUUCUAUUUGGCCUUCGAGGAGGAACUUUGCGAGGAUUAUGUUGGUGAAAAUUUUUUCAAAGCUUUGCAGGCGAGACUGGUUCCAGUUGUGUUUGGUGGUGCCAACUAUAGUAACUUCGCGCCGCCCAAUUCCUAUAUAAAUGCUCGUGAUUUCGCAAGCAUGCGUGAGUUAGCGGAAUAUUUACUUUAUUUAGAUAAGAAUCCUACGGAACACAUUAAAUAUUUCGCUUGGCAUGAUUGGUAUGGAAUUCUAAAAGUCGAAUUAGAUUUUCUGGAAGUUUGUCAUUUUUUGCAAAAGGAAAAGGAGAAGAAGACGUUUCCACCUGCCAAAUGGCAGAAGUCAAAAACCGUUAUGAGCUGGUUAAAUGCGAAUAAAUGUGAAGCCUAUAAAUUGCCAGAGGCGUGGCUGUCCUGAGGAUGACAACUCAUGUUUGGGUGACUCUUAUUUUGUGAUUAAAUAUAUUUAUGCCUCUCGUCUCAUUUAAAAAAAAAAAAGAAUUGCAUGUAAUCUAAAUAUUUAAGCCUUAACAUUAUAAAAUAAUUUAGUUGUAAUUACGAUAAGAAUUGCUGAGUUUUGAUUAAUAUGAUUUUUUUCUUUUACCUUUUUUUAAUAUGUAUGUUUA